Dibothriocephalus latus is the source of this 465-nucleotide messenger RNA. The record is from the annotation of a GenBank genome assembly. Lineage: Eukaryota; Metazoa; Platyhelminthes; Cestoda; Diphyllobothriidea; Diphyllobothriidae.
UUGAUAACCGAGGGCUCGGACUGUUCAGUGGGAUCCGAUUUUGGCAGUGCGGUGGAUUUGCAGUCAGCACCACUGGCUUUACAUAUUUACCGCCUGGUGACCGGUGACGAGGCUGAUCCCACCCACGAAACCAUCGAAGUCUCCAAUGAAGUCAUCAAGGGCGGCACUCGCUGGCUCCUCCCCUCAGCCGAGUUUGAAGGCCUUUGGGAAUCGCUUGUCUAUGAUACUUCGGUGAAUCCCCACGUCAUCUCGUGGAAUCGCGUAAUCUUUCUUCAUGGUCCCCCAGGCACCGGAAAGACCUCAUUGUGUCGUGCCCUGGCGCAGAAGCUAGCCAUCCGGCUCUCCCAUCGAUUCAGCUCGGCCGCUCUUAUUGAAAUAAAUACGGUCAACCUCAUGUCCAAGUGGUUCUCCGAGAGUGCUCGUUUAGUUUCCCAGAUGUUCAACUCCAUCUUCGAAUAUCUAGAA